Messenger RNA from Benincasa hispida (wax gourd), 1745 nucleotides. RefSeq lists its product as uncharacterized. The record is from RefSeq and is a predicted model, not a curated record. Lineage: Eukaryota; Viridiplantae; Streptophyta; Magnoliopsida; Cucurbitales; Cucurbitaceae. Gene Ontology annotation, biological process: maturation of SSU-rRNA from tricistronic rRNA transcript (SSU-rRNA, 5.8S rRNA, LSU-rRNA). Gene Ontology annotation, cellular component: nucleolus; 90S preribosome; preribosome, small subunit precursor.
UUCUCCAAUUAACUUUUAAAACCACCCCUAUCUAAAUAACCCAUUUUCGUUUUUUUUCUUCCUUCGUCGAGCCCUAAUCGCGCCGCUCGAAGAUCUUUAGCCUUAGUCGCUCGAAACCGUCGCGUAGCUCGAAGACCUCCAGUCCGUUCGAUCGUCAAGGCGAAGCCCAUCAACGUCGAUUCUCUGUUGUCGCCGUCAGCCUCCUCGUGUCCGCCGUCUGAGAGAAUAACCCAGUCGUCGUCGUAUCGACGCCGAACCACGCAGCCGGUCACCGCGCCGCCUCUAGCCAUCGAGCCGUCGACAGAUCUGCUCCACAGUCCUUUAACCGUCCAUUUUCGACGCCUAGCCACUGUCCUCCAUCGGUCACUGCCUUCCUCCUCCACCGUUCGUCGGAUCUUGGCUUGCGGUGGAAUUUUGGAUAAGAUUGGGUUUCUCUUGGGUGCUUUCUUCGUGUAUCAGCCCCUCGUUUUGUUCAAUCAACCGCAGCGCCCUCCCACCUUCAGCCUUCCUACUCCGCCGAUCACACGACGCCCCUUACGAGCCGCCAACGGCGGUGUAAGGCUGCGACGCACUGCCUCCUCAGCGUGCAGCGGCGCAUGCGACCCACGACAAACGCGUGAGUUCCGGCAACAGUGCCUUGCAAACAGUGACGCUUCUACCCAAGAACCUGACUCGUGGCGGUUCCCGGCGACGCCUCCGUGUACAAACGGCGGUUCACUCGGCAGCAGCAGCAAACCAACGUGACCCACGCGAUUUCGGCGGUUUACAGCGAGUUUUCCUCAUUCCGACAAGGUUUGGGCCUAUUCAGACACUAAUAGACAGCAAGGUGUCGGGCUGUUUUGCAGGGUUCAGUUGGUAAUAGCAUGCUUUAAAAUCUUAAUGUUUUUUGUGCUCUUCCUAUUUUGUGAUCUAUGCACAGGAAUUUUCAAUUGGAACAUUGGUGAAGAAUUCCUUCUUUUGAUUCAAGUAACCUGAAAACUUGCAAGUUGUCGUUAUGGGCAAACCAGUCUCUCGGUCAGAUUCGAAAUCUAAAGCUGAACGCAAAUUUGAAAAGAAGGUCCAGUUUUAUGAGAGAGUUGGAGAAACUAUUUCUACCUUGAAUGCUCAAAAGACUAUUAGUAAGAAAAGCUAUCGAAGACGUAAAAGAGACUUGAAGGCUUUUGAUCUUUCUAUUUUGUCCGAGUUUCUUCCUGGAUUGGCGCCUAAACAAAAACCUUCUGCAGCCGAGUCAAAACUAAAUUGCAAGUCUAGGCUAAAGUUUAUGUUGAAGGAGAGAAAGCAAAUGAGUACUGUUCUUAAUCACCCUGUAUUUCAGGCAGACCCAUUGAGAGCUAUUCGACUACAUUUAGAGGGCACACAACCAAUUGAGGAACCAAAGAAAAAGAAGACGAAUAAAAAUGGGAGCAAGAAAAGGAAAGAGAAGAAGUCGAACGCCUCUGCAAGACCUUCCUCUAUGGAGAUGUGACUAAUUUCUCGCAGGCUUUGUUUUGCCAUGUAAGCCGCUUGGUAAAUGCUUUCAUGCUCAUUUUAAUUUGUGAAAUCAACUUUUUUUUGUUACCAUUAACAGUUGAUCUCAAUUGAGCUCUGAAGCCCCCCGAAAAGGAUCUGGUAGAUAAUUUUUGUUUUUGAAUGCAUAGGCAACCAAACAGUCCCUCCAUCUGGAUUCUGUUUGUAAUCAUCCAGAAAAUAGAGGAAGAGAUUUUGAUCAAAUUACAUUUCCAAACUUUUUUGGAUAUUAUAAUUAA